AUGGCCAUCACAGAACUUGUUUUUCCGCCCCUCAAGAACACCGAGGAGGCGAGAGCUGGCUUCUUCGAGAAGGUCCCCGACUUGAUGAGGCCAAUCUUCCAUAAUGACGGUGGUCCAAUGUCGGUUUCACUGGCUCGAGUGCUUGAAAGCAGCCCAGCUGAUGCCGAAGAUCAUCGCGGAUACAUGGCCGUCAUCACAUGGGAAAGCUUCGAGAAGAUCAAGGAAUUCCUGAAGAAGCCAGAAUUCGCCGAAUUCAAACAGUCUCUGAGUGCUUACAACGAAGGGCCCCCUGUACUCCAGUUCUUUGACGCUGCCCCAGGUGUUGCUGUGGAGAAGACGAUCCAGGGCACCACGCACUUUUUCGUCAUCAAGGCUAUCGGAGACGGCGAACAGGUCCUUCAGGCGAAGAAGCAGUGGGAGAAUGUCACUGCUGCUUUCUCUGGUGUAGCUGGGGAUGGCGUCAAGUUCCAUUAUGGUGAUGGGCUGCAGAACGUCGAGGGCCAGUUCGCCGGGUUUAGCGGAUGGAGCUCGCUCGAGGUCCUUGAGACUGCGCUUGACGACCCCAAGGUCAAGGAGCAGCUGGAUGCUCUGCGAGAGUCUGGCGCGGACAUCUCCACCUUCACUUUGGAACUGAAGCACGUGUUUUGA
Molecule: messenger RNA, 648 nt
Organism: Colletotrichum karsti
Lineage: Eukaryota; Fungi; Ascomycota; Sordariomycetes; Glomerellales; Glomerellaceae
Exons: 3
Coding region: 1-648 (215 amino acids)
Source: RefSeq, a predicted model, not a curated record